Betta splendens (Siamese fighting fish) is the source of this 1990-nucleotide messenger RNA. RefSeq names its product katanin p60 (ATPase containing) subunit A 1 (gene katna1). Gene Ontology annotation, biological process: microtubule severing. Gene Ontology annotation, cellular component: microtubule cytoskeleton. Lineage: Eukaryota; Metazoa; Chordata; Actinopteri; Anabantiformes; Osphronemidae. The record is from RefSeq and is a predicted model, not a curated record. The transcript is spliced from 11 exons. The coding region runs from base 295 to 1794 and encodes 499 amino acids. Gene Ontology annotation, molecular function: ATP binding; microtubule severing ATPase activity; microtubule binding.
ACGCGCACGUCGCGCGCGCGUGGUGGAGAACUUCCGUGAUAAUACAGUCAGUGAGCUCUGAAUCCGAGAGGCUCGGUUCGGUUUCUCGUCUCCAUUCGUAGCUUGUCUCCGUUUGAAGUGCAACAGCCAAACUCGCCGCCACAGAAUCUGCGAAGAGUUCACUUAAUCAGUUGAGUAUUGAACCGGUUAAGGCGAGAUUAGUGCAACGGAGGCGGCUCGUGCGUUAACCGGACGGAGGCGUCCGGGAAACUCACGGUCAGCGUCGAGGCAGACGUUCCUCUGGCUCCAGGCAGCAUGUCCGUAACACCCCUGAGCAUCAUGAGUCUACGAGAAGUCAUUGAGAAUGUGAAGCUGGCCCGAGAAUACGCCCUGCUGGGGAACUACAGCUCAGCCAGCGUUCUCUACCAAGGGCUGCUAGAACAGAUCAAGAAGUAUGUGUAUACUGUGCGGGACAGCAGCUUUCAGCACAGAUGGCAGCAGUUAUGGCAAGAAAUUAGUGAAGAGUGUCGACAAGUUCAGGAAAUAAUGUCGACUCUGGAGAACUUCCAGCUGGACACAACACCUGCUAAACCCUCCAACCACGAUGACUAUGAAAUAAGACAUGGGCACAUGGAGCCGAGACAUUCUCCCUGUCCGGUCAGGCGUCCUGCUCACGCUUAUAAAGACAGCAAACCUCACAUCAACCGCCUGAGCUCCGCGGGGAGGGCUCAGCAGAGGCACUUGCCUCGCGGGGCCGACGGGGAGAGAAGCAGACCUCCCAAAGGCAAAGAGAGGAGAGAGUCCAAAGAAACAAAGGAGGCCGGGAGCAGAGCGCGGGACGAUAAGAACAAAGGUGAGGGCCAGGAGAAGGAAGUAAAGAAGUUCGACGGCACCGGUUAUGACAAAGACCUCGUGGAAGCUCUGGAGAGAGAUAUAAUAUCCCAGAAUCCAAAUGUUAAAUGGGACGACAUCGCAGACUUGGAAGAUGCAAAAAAACUCCUGAAAGAAGCCGUGGUGCUGCCCAUGUGGAUGCCAGCGUUUUUCAAAGGCAUAAGACGACCGUGGAAGGGGGUGCUCAUGGUGGGACCCCCAGGCACAGGGAAGACACUUUUGGCCAAAGCAGUGGCUACUGAAUGCAGAACCACGUUCUUCAACGUUUCCUCCUCUACACUCACGUCCAAGUACAGAGGGGAGUCUGAAAAGCUGGUCCGCCUUCUGUUUGAGAUGGCUCGGUUCUACGCUCCCACCACGAUCUUCAUAGAUGAAAUCGACUCAAUGUGCAGUCGUAGAGGGACGUCAGAGGAGCAUGAAGCCAGCCGGAGAGUCAAGGCAGAGCUGCUGGUACAGAUGGAUGGUGUUGGUGGAGCAUCAGAAAAUGAUGACCCCUCAAAAAUGGUGAUGGUCCUGGCUGCCACCAAUUUCCCAUGGGACAUUGAUGAGGCUCUGAGAAGACGACUAGAGAAGAGAAUUUAUAUCCCUCUGCCUUCAACUAAGGGGCGAGUGGAGCUGCUAAGGAUCAACCUCAAGGAGCUGGAGCUGGCCUGUGAUGUGGACCUGGAUAAGAUUGCAGAGCAAAUGGAGGGUUACUCAGGAGCCGACAUCACCAACGUGUGCAGAGAUGCCUCUCUGAUGGCCAUGAGACGAAGGAUCGAGGGCCUCACACCAGAAGAGAUCCGCAACAUCUCACGGGAUGAAAUGCACAUGCCCACCACCAUGGAGGACUUCGAGUCAGCGCUGAAGAAAGUGUCUAAAUCUGUGUCUGCAGCCGACCUGGAAAAGUAUGAAAAGUGGAUCGAAGAGUUCGGUUCUUGCUGAAGCGAGCAGGGCAAGGACUGACAGGGAGCAGUUUGCAGCUUAACUGUACAGCAUCAGGCAGAUUUGUUCAAAAACACUACUCAGAACUGCUUCCUGUACAAGUUCACAGUUUAAUGUACUUAAAUUUGUGGACAUGUUUGUUUUCCACUUUUUAAUUUUUUAUUUAAAUAAAGUUAACAGCAUGUAUACAAAUGUA